UCAGUGGAGGGCCGUGAUUUCCGGGUUCUGUGUUGCUAGGGGCAAGGUGGCGCAGAGGACCUGUUGGAAAUGACGGUGGAAGAAAUCGGAUUUCAAUAUAAAGUCCAUAACAGUAAGCCUGGAAGAUAGCAAAGAAACUUCACCAGACCUGCGUGCUAAGGGGUGUGACUCACCAUGGAGUCCCUGAUGAGUGCGGUGGCCCCCCGGACCCCAGCCCUGGUGAAGAAGGCCUCUGAGGUGGACUUCCGGUCGGGGGCCACACUGGAGCAGCUGUCGGCCCAGGUGUCUGAGCUGGUCACCCUGGAGCAUGGGGACUUCGGGGACCAGCUGGCCCUCGAGGUCCACACGGCCAAAGACUUCAUCUUCAACAUGCUGGGCCUAGUACAGAAGGUGGACCAGCGUCUCCCGGUGGCCAAUGAGUACCUGCUCCUGUCUGGGGGUGCCAGGGAGGGGGUUCUGGACCUCAACCCAGAGGAGCUGGGGGACUACGCCAAGGGGGCCGACUUCGACCUGGACUUCACCCUCCUGGUGCCCGCCCUCAAGCUCCAUGAUCGCAACCAGCCGGUCACCCUGGACAUGCGCCAGUCGGCCCCCUGCCACUCCUGGCUCUCCCUGCGGCUCUGCGACCCCAACACCCAGGCAAGAUGGAGGAUCUGCUGCCAGGAGGAGACAGACUUACCCCCCGACGAUGAUGAUGAGGAAGAGAAAAGGGAAAUGGGUCACACAGCCUCUGGUGCCGUCCCCCCCUCCCUCUACUCUCCCCACCAGUCCCUGGAUGGCUGCUACUUGUCCCCGGCACUGGUGGCUGACUGGUUCUGGGGAGUGGUGGGUGAGGCGGUGGACGAGCUGAGGCGUUCCCCCAAGAGGGGCAUCCCCGUCCCGGAGAGGCUGGAACGCAACGGGCCCCUGACCACCCUCAUCCUCCAGGCGGGCUCCAGCCGGGUGCUCUAUGACCUGCUCCCAGUAGUGUCCUUCCGGGGCUGGCCCGCCGUGGCCCAGGGCUGGCUGACGGCCAACCACUUCUGGGACGGGAAGAUCACGGAGGAGGAGGCCAUCUCUGGGUUCUACCUGCUGCCCUGCCCGGCUCCGCUAGGGGGGAGGCCCGACCGGGAGUGGAGGCUGGCCUUCUCACGCAGCGAGGUUCAGCUGAAGAAGUGCAUCCCGUUCCCCAUGGCCCAGGCCUUCCAGGCUGCCAAGGCUGUCCUCUCCCGCCUCCUGGCUCGCCCCCGCACUGGCCUCAGCCCCUACCACCUCCGCACCCUCCUCUUUUGGGCCUGCGACCGCCUACCGCCCGCCUACCUCUCCUCGCCCGACCCAGAAACUCCCGCCCGCCUCCUCCUGGGCCUCCUGGAUGAUCUGGCCCACUGCAUUCUGGGUAAGAACUGUCCCAACUACUUUCUGCCCCAGUGCAACAUGCUGGAGCACCUGUCGGACAGCCAAGCCCUGCUGGUGGCCCGGAAGCUGGCCCAUGUCCGAUCUGACCCGACCGAGCACCUCCGGGCGGCCCUGGACCAGGCCAGACAGGCGAGCCAGCUGAAGAGGGAAGCGGCGAGCGCUACCAACGGGCACGGAGGGUCGCCCAGGCAAGGUUACCCGGCCAGCGGCAUCAUCUCGCCCUCGGACGACAAGUUGGCUGCCAGGCUGCAGCAGCUGGUGACAGAGAACCCCGGGAAGUCGAUUUCUGUUUUUCUCAACCCCGACGAUGUCACAAGGCCGCACUUCCGCAUCGAUGACAAGUUCUACUGACCUGAGAGUAAUGGUGUGAUAUCGACACACACUCUCUUCAAAACACAUGUAAAACGGCGAGUCAACUAGGAUGGCUCGAGAGUCAACACUACAGAGCCUCACUGCUCUCCUAUCCCGCCCCCUAUCCCUCCUAUCCCGCCUCCUCCUGGAGGCUAACGACAAUGAUGCUAACGCUAACAACGCUGCUGAACUAUGACACUACCAAAAACACCUUUGCACACUCCCAGGAGCAGGAGGCUGACCCUAGAGAGCCUUAGGCUAGAUAAACCAACACUCUUCUAUCCAUUUAGUAGUGAGUGAUGUCAUAAAGAGACCUCACCACAGGAAAAAUGCUCGUUGAGUUACCACGGAGACCGCUGCUCUUUUAUGAGCUUACCGUAACGAGAUGUUUUUUUUU
Messenger RNA from Salmo salar (Atlantic salmon), 2143 nucleotides. RefSeq names its product nucleotidyltransferase MB21D2. NCBI's taxonomy places the organism in Eukaryota, Metazoa, Chordata, Actinopteri, Salmoniformes, Salmonidae. The record is from RefSeq and is a predicted model, not a curated record.